Molecule: messenger RNA, 819 nt
Organism: Drosophila arizonae
Lineage: Eukaryota; Metazoa; Arthropoda; Insecta; Diptera; Drosophilidae
Gene: snf
Product: U1 small nuclear ribonucleoprotein A snf
Molecular function (GO): RNA binding
Source: RefSeq, a predicted model, not a curated record
AGCUAGGAGCAAACGAGCAUUUUUGUACGCGUUUAUUUUUUCAUCACUUAUUUUCGUUGCUCUUCAUAUUAAAACAACAAUAUGGAUGUGCGUCCAAAUCAAACCAUUUACAUAAAUAAUCUGAAUGAAAAGAUUAAAAAGGAGGAGCUUAAGAAGUCGCUCUACGCCAUCUUCUCACAGUUCGGCCAGAUACUCGAUAUUGUGGCGUUGAAAACAUUGAAAAUGCGAGGGCAGGCAUUUGUCAUAUUUAAGGAAAUUGGCAGUGCCUCCAAUGCGCUGCGUACUAUGCAGGGCUUUCCAUUCUAUGACAAACCCAUGCGCAUUGCCUACUCCAAGUCCGAUUCGGAUAUUGUGGCCAAAUUGAAGGGCACCUACAAGGAGCGGCCAAAGAAGGUGAAGCCGCCAAAGCCGGUGCCGGGCGUCGAGGAGAAAAAGGACAAGAAGAAGAAGCAGAGCAGUGCAGAAAAUGCAAAUCCGAAUACACAAACAGAGCAGCCACCAAAUCAAAUCCUUUUCCUCACCAAUCUGCCGGAGGAGACCAACGAAAUGAUGCUCUCCAUGCUGUUCAAUCAAUUCCCCGGCUUCAAGGAGGUGCGCCUGGUGCCCAACCGGCACGACAUCGCCUUUGUCGAGUUCACCACCGAGCUGCAGAGCAACGCAGCCAAAGAGGCGCUCCAGGGCUUCAAAAUAACUCCCACGCAUGCGAUGAAAAUUACGUUUGCCAAAAAGUAGACGCGCACAGAUUUCCUCAAUAUAUACACAAAUAUAUGUAUAUAUACAUACAUAAGUGUAGGAAAGUCGGGGUCUUUUUUUUUUUAA